Molecule: messenger RNA, 552 nt
Organism: Oryzias melastigma (Indian medaka)
Lineage: Eukaryota; Metazoa; Chordata; Actinopteri; Beloniformes; Adrianichthyidae
Product: ubiquitin-conjugating enzyme E2 H
Biological process (GO): ubiquitin-dependent protein catabolic process; protein polyubiquitination
Cellular component (GO): nucleus
Molecular function (GO): ubiquitin conjugating enzyme activity
Source: RefSeq, a predicted model, not a curated record
GACGUAAUCGGCGGAGGGAUCCUUGUUUGUCAGAACCAUGAUGAGAACGCAGAGAGGCAGUGAACAGGGGAGAUCUACCUUUUUAGCUCAGCCUAAUUGAGAUAGGUUUAGGUUCAACUGUAAAGACGCGUUGAUGUGAACAGCUCCGAAAGCCAAUGUUAACUUUCGGAUAGUACCGUUUGCUAGACAGUCUAGCGUUUCGUGGGCUGGCUUUUAGCUUAGUUAACUGGCGUUCUUCGGUGGAAAUAGCAAAAAUGUCGUCUCCAAGUCCGGGUAAAAGGCGAAUGGAUACCGACGUGGUGAAACUUAUUGAGAGCAAGCAUGAAGUCACCAUCCUCAGUGGCCUCAAUGAAUUUGUAGUGAAGUUUUUUGGACCACAAGGAACGCCAUACGAGGGAGGAGUGUGGAAAGUACGAGUAGAUCUUCCUGAUAAAUACCCAUUCAAAUCACCUUCAAUAGGAUUCAUGAACAAGAUUUUUCAUCCCAACAUUGAUGAAGCGUCAGGAACGGUGUGCUUAGAUGUCAUUAACCAGACAUGGACAGCACUUUAUG